Molecule: messenger RNA, 5016 nt
Organism: Urocitellus parryii (Arctic ground squirrel)
Lineage: Eukaryota; Metazoa; Chordata; Mammalia; Rodentia; Sciuridae
Gene: Ogfrl1
Product: opioid growth factor receptor like 1
Cellular component (GO): membrane
Molecular function (GO): opioid growth factor receptor activity
Source: RefSeq, a predicted model, not a curated record
GCGCGCCCAGCAGCCCCGCGCCCAGCAGCCCGGCGCCCGCCGCCGCCUCUUCAAUGGGCAACCUGCUCGGCGGGGUCAGCUUCCGCGAGCCCACCACCGUGGAGGACUGCGACUCCACCUGGCAGACGGACUCGGAGCCGGAGCCGGAGCCGGAGGAGCCAGGGCCGGGCGGCGGCGGCGAGGGCCCGGGGCAGGAACCCGAGGAGCCCGCGCAGCCUCCGGAGCGAGCUGGGGGGCGGCCCCGAGCCAGCCCUGCGCCGGACGAGGACGCCGAGGCGGCGGGCGCCGAGCAGGGUGGUGAUUCCUCUGAAGCAACUGCCAAACCAAAGAGAAGUUUUUAUGCUGCAAGGGAUUUGUACAAAUACCGACAUCAGUACCCACAGAACUUCAAAGAUAUCCGAUAUCAAAAUGACUUGAGCAAUCUUCGUUUCUAUAAGAAUAAAAUUCCAUUUAAGCCAGAUGGUGUUUACAUUGAAGAAGUUUUAAAUAAAUGGAAAGGAGAUUAUGAAAAGCUGGAGCACAACCACACUUACAUUCAAUGGCUUUUUCCCCUGAGAGAACAAGGCUUGAACUUUUAUGCUAAAGAACUAACUACAUAUGAAAUUGAGGAAUUCAAAAAAACAAAAGAAGCAAUUAGAAGAUUCCUCCUGGCUUAUAAAAUGAUGCUUGAAUUUUUUGGAAUAAAACUGAUUGAUAAAAAUGGAAAUGUUGCUCGGGCUGUUAACUGGCAGGAAAGAUUUCAGCAUCUGAAUGAGUCCCAGCACAACUAUUUAAGAAUCACCCGUAUUCUCAAAAGCCUUGGUGAGCUUGGAUAUGAAAAUUUUAAAUCUCCUCUUGUAAAAUUUAUUCUUCAUGAAGCUCUUGUGGAAAACACUAUUCCCAAUAUUAAGCAGAGUGCUCUGGAGUAUUUUGUUUAUACAAUUAGAGAUCGAAGAGAAAGGAGAAAGCUCCUGCGGUUUGCCCAGAAACAUUACACACCUUCAGAGAAUUUUAUCUGGGGACCACCUAAAAAAGAACAAUCAGAGGGAAGCAAAGCUCAGAAAAUGCCGGCCCCUCCUGCCUCUAGUCAUAACAGUCAAACACAGUCUAUGCACAAAAAAUCCAAGGACUCCAAAACUUCCUCUUCAGCUGUUCAUUUAAAUAGCAAAACAGCUGAAGAAAAAAAAGUGGCACCAAAAGAGUCUGGGGAAGAGACAGACAGGCCCAGCCCAGAGCCCAGCAAUGAAGCUGCCAAACCAGAAAACACAGAGGACAGUGAUACUGGAAAUUCAAAUGUUCAACCUGAGAAAACAGUUACUGCUCCAACAGAAAGAAAGGAGAGUUCAUCUCCUUCUGAAAAAGAAGAAGAGGGCGAAAAUCAUAACAAAGACUGUGAAAAUCCUGGAAAUACCAGUUGCCAUGAUGAGAUUCUGAUAAAUGAAAUGGAGGUCCUGGGGGAGCUCUGACCUCCCCAGCUAAUCUGUCAGUCCUGCUGUCUUCUUUCUCCCUCUCUCCUCACUCGCCGUUGAGCCGCCAUCUUUGUCAGCUAUCAAGUGUAUUUAUAGUAAACAUUAGGAUAAUCAUCUUCUUGACAUCUAAAUGGAACAGAGGGCAACUUUUAAUUGUAUGAUUUCAGAGUUUUCUUUAAAAUAAUAAUAAAAAUAUUUUCUGUAUUAAGUGCUUAAAAACAAAUUUUGGUGCAAAAGUCCAAAAAAGAACUUUACUUAAAUGGAUGUUCCACAUAAAUUUGGUGGUUGAUUCUGGAUGCAGAUGACUGAAGAAUUAAAAAAGGAAAAAAGGAAAUUAUUCAUUUUUAAAAGGCAUGCCUCUUGCACUAUCAAUAGGCAUAUCUCUUAACUCAUUAAUAUAKCUCAGUGAUAUAUGGAUUAUUAAAUUACUAUGUUGUUUAUUCUACAGUGUAUCUUUUAAUAUAUACAUAUAUAGUUUUGCAUCUUUAUCAAACUUUCAAAUCGAGAACAGUUUGAAAUUUCAUAUACUCAGUUCUAGUAAGAACUUAAUUUAUUACUAAUAAUUACUGAAAACAAUUUUAUUUCCAAUAAUAUUAUACUAAUUACUAUUAAAAUCAGAAAAUAAUCAGAAACACUGCAAUGAAAACUUCAAAACAUACACAAUAUGGAAAAAGCAAUGAAUAUAUAAACAUUUUCAUAUUAUAUCACUUAGAAAUAAAUUGACUUUUUUUUUUUUAAAUCUCUCUUUCAUUUUUAAGAAAAGUUCUAUUUACUUUAAUCCCCUGGAGGAUUUUUUUAUAUGGCCUAUUUCAUAUCCCAUCAUAUUGUCUUCUGUUAUAUUUAUUGAUCCACACUUUAAGCAGUGGAUUUCUAGAAUAAUCACACUGAUAGUAUGUCUUUAGAAAUAUGAUUUUAUUGCUUUGAAAUUUAUGCAAAAACACCCCACUUGCUUAAUCUUGAUUUUUUUCAUGAAAGUCUUAGUAGCACUCAUGUUUUAUUUCAUGUUUCAAUAUGUAGAAUAUAGAAUACCUUAUCAUUUUUAGUUCCUAUAACAUGUCAAAUUGAAGUAUUAAGAAUUUGAGGUAACAGUUUAAGUUUUUUUUUUCCAUUUUUUUUUUUUUUUUUACGUGUAGGAAAUACAUGGAUCCUCUGACACGGUGCUUGUCAUAGCAGUGUCCCURUAGAUCUUAAUAAACAGUUCCACAGAGUUUAGUGGAUAAGAGUGAAUUGUCAAAUUAGGCUGAAUUAUAGGAAUAAUAUUAAUUUAAUUCAAAAUAUCUUACUAGUUGUGUAUAGACAGUGUAUAGACACUUUCAGACUGCUUUUUAAAUGCUUAGUAUUAAACAUGUGACCAGAUUAGUAUCUGGCAUCUAUUAAUACUUUUAAUAUUUUAAUUUAACUUCUAAUAUUUUUAACAGUUACAGAUACUAAUCGGUCACAUAUGUUUAAUAUUAAAUGUUAGUAACUGUUAAUAGAUAAGUAACUGUUAAUAUUUUAACAGUUACCAUUACCAGAUACUAAAAUAAAUGAAUAUAAUCUGAACUACUUAGAAAUUACAGUAUAUUAAAGCCCUCAGAAGAAAAACAUUUCAUUUAACAGUUUAGUUUUUAAAAUAUUAUUUUUUAUGAGGGAUUUUGUUACAUUGUGCUACUUUAUUUGAGAAUACUUAGUUUCAAGGGGAGAACUUUCUGGCUUCCAUCCAAAAUAGUGGCCUUUUUCCAUCAUGUGUUUUUUAAAUGUAUAUUCAUAUGUGACUAUAGUUUGCUACAUUUAAUCUGUAAAUAACUAAUGAGAGAAUUAUUAAGUGGAGAAUAAGUAGGGAUGACAUUCUUUUUGCAGAUAAAAAUUAAAUGUCUAGAACUUUUUAUAUUAAGAAUACUUUGUAUAUUUAAUGGUUUUUUAAAAUAAGAUCUAUAGAUAUGUGUUUAUGUGUGUCUUAGAUAUGAAACUGCCCCCUGGGGUUUCACUUCUGUUUUGUAUUUUUAAAAACUACCAUGUGCUUGCAGAAAUUUACAGAGAAGCUGUUAUAGAAAAUUMAGUGAAGCAUGGCCAAAUAACUAGAAACAUUAUUGUGUAUUUGCAAAUAUAGUCUUUAUUGUUGUACUACAGGCUGCAAGGAUAGUUAAUAUUGGCUAUUAAUAAAAUAGUAACUUGAAUUUCAUGGCAAAUAGAUGUUAUAUUGCUUGUUUAGUCUAGUAUAUUUCUAAUAUUUUGUGCUUUCAUAUAUCAAAGGAGAUAAAAUAUGUGAAAUUAUUUUGAAAUACUUUAAAGUGAUAUAUAAGAUAUAUUUCUGUACAGUAGAGAAGUUUCUAACAUUAAGAUUAUUGCACCAUUAUACAUUAUCAUGCUCAAUCUCAUAAAAAAUUCAAAAGAAUCAUAAAAGAAAUGAAGAUAUAUCUGCUUUCUCUAAAUCAAGUCAGUUGUCACUUUAAAAAUUAUAUUGUAUAGUUUUGUUUUAGAUUUUGAGAGUACUUUUUUUCCCAGCUUCAAAGAGAAAAUAAAAUUUACAACUCAGGAGUUCUUAGGGAAGUUCUGGUAUUUUUUGCUAAGUAUUAAAAAUAUAAACAUAAAAAUGGCAUAAAACCUGUUAUAGUCAUUAUGUUUCAUAUUUUGUCAUAUAAAAUUACCUAUUCUGCUUCUAGCUUUUAUACUUUAAUUUGARUGAAAGUAUGAUGAAAAAGGAAAAACAGUAUAAUAUACCUCUGAGUUAGUCUUUAAAACAUCAUUUUGGUAAAAUAAACCAUAUCAAAUUGUCAAAAUCUGGUUAGAUUGAUGAAUAAGAGAAUAUUUGAUUAAUUGUUUUAAUGCUAAAUGUCCCAAGUCAAUAGAGUUAUGGCUGAGUUUAUAAUCCACUGAGUAAGUCAAACAUUUAUUUUUUAAGAAACUGUAUUAGAGGCUCUUCUAAAAUCUCUGUUAUGUAAACCAGGAACAGAAAGAUGUUGCUUAAUUUAAUUUAAUGACAUCUACAAGUCUUUAAUGUCCUUUGAGGUAAGUAGAUCCCUUGUUUCAGGAAUAUUUUCAGGAUUUCUAUUUUGUUUUCCAUUAGAAAAUUCCACUUUCUCUUUGGGGCAUGUGCGUUCAAUAUAAGGCAGGAAUUAGACAUGUUAGGGUCAUUUGAAUGCAGGUGCAGUUGUAGCCAAAGAUGAUCUUAGGAAACGUUGGACUUAGGAAUUGUGUCUGUCCCCUGACUUCUUUCAGUAUUGAGUUCUGUGUGGCUCAUUACAGGAACAGAUUUGUGUGGGCAAUCUCUAGGGUGACAGUGAGUCCUGCCCUGCCUUCUGCCUUGUUCUAGUUAUCCAACCCACCCAGCAGAUUGUGUUCAGGGACAGACUGUAGAAAUCUCUUACUACUGAAAUUAAUAAUCAUAUAGUUAUGAAUGCCUGGAGGUGUCCAGAUGUGCCUUAAUGAAUGUAAAUGGUUUUCAUUCGGAUGUUUACACUUUUACUCCAUUGUAAAAUCUUGUCAUAAGGAACUAUUCAAACCAUGUAUAUCACAUCAGUUAUUUUAAUGAAAUUUACUUUGGUGCUUUAUCAUUUUGGAGAAAUUGUCAUUUGGAAUAAGAGCAUAA